This is a messenger RNA of Mugil cephalus (flathead mullet), 4830 nucleotides long. RefSeq names its product ephrin type-A receptor 4-like. Gene Ontology annotation, biological process: cell surface receptor protein tyrosine kinase signaling pathway; axon guidance; protein phosphorylation. Gene Ontology annotation, cellular component: neuron projection; plasma membrane. Gene Ontology annotation, molecular function: protein binding; ATP binding; transmembrane-ephrin receptor activity. Lineage: Eukaryota; Metazoa; Chordata; Actinopteri; Mugiliformes; Mugilidae. The transcript has 19 exons. The record is from RefSeq and is a predicted model, not a curated record. Bases 638 to 3931 code for a protein of 1097 amino acids.
AUGAGGAAAUGGUGACACAUUCAUGUUUUGAUAUGCGUGUGACAGACUGUGAUUUUUUUUCUUUUCUCUCUUUUUUUAAGCGUGACGUUGUGACGUUUUUGACCUCGUGCCUGCUGGCAUCCUUGGGGUUAUCCCUGCUAAAUACCACUUCUGACGCGCAACGGCGGCUGAUAGAAGCAGUGCACUUGUUUACUGUAUCCUCUGUUAUUUCACUCAGACUAAGGGGUUCAGUUUAGGGUGACUGUUUUUUCAGGGUUGUGUCUCUGGUAAACUCAAGGAAAAAUAUCACAGUCUCAUCAAAUUACACUGGUUUUUAUGCAAGUACCAGUGCAGGAAAAGUGUCACAGCUUUCCUCCAACAUUUUAAACACCAGGGGACUUCACGGGAGAACACGCCUACUAAAUCUUAUCAGCUAUUUACAAAAUUGUUUUCAGCGUGGUCCUUCAUCACUUUGCCUUUUAGGACAUAUCAACAAAACCAGCCAUUCGGGCAACAGCGCUGCCUGUGUCAUUCGGCUCAUGUCAUUCGAGUUACCACUGAAGGAAGCGUGCGAGUGUAGGAGACCGCCCCAGUGCCCGCUGCUGCAUCCAACUCGCUUUCACACUCGGAUUCAUUCACACACACUUUUCCCACCGGGAUGGAGCCGCUUCGGACAGCGCGCAGAUCCAGCGGAGACCGCACACGCUUCCACGCGGCACACAUGGCUGCAAACCUAUGGCGACUCGUUUCAGCGUGCGCGUGGACAGUAACGAUGGUCUCAAGUUCGAGGACGAGGAUUUAUCCACCCAACGAAGUGACCCUGCUGGAUACCAGGACAGUGCCAGGAGAGCUGAAAUGGGCAGCGAGUCCUUUGGAGGGAGGGUGGGAAGAGGUGAGCAUCAUGGACGAGAAGAACAUCCCCAUCAGAACGUACCAGGUGUGUAACGUCCUGGAACCCAAUCAAAACAACUGGCUGAGGACGGACUGGAUCCCUCGGUCAGGCGCUCAGCGGGUCUACGUCGAGGUCAAGUUCACCCUGAGAGACUGUAACAGCCUGCCCGGCGUCACCGGCACCUGCAAGGAGACAUUCAAUUUGUACUACCACGAGUCAAAUGAAGACAGAGAGAGCUACAUCAAAGAGAGCAGCUUCAUUAAGGUGGACACCGUGGCUGCAGACGAGAGCUUCACCCAGGUGGAUGUGGGAGACCGCAUCAUGAAACUGAACACUGAGGUGCGAGAUGUAAAAGUCACAACCAGGAAGGGCUUCUACCUGGCCUUUCAGGACGUCGGCGCGUGCAUCGCUUUGGUUUCCGUCAGAGUUUUCUACAAAACCUGCCCGCUCACCAUUCGCAACCUGGCGACCUUUCCCGACACCGUCACCGGCGCCGACACAUCCUCCUUGGUGGAGGUCAGGGGAUCCUGCGUCAACCAAUCGGAAGAAAGAGAGGAACCUAAAAUGUACUGCGGCGCUGAUGGGGAAUGGUUAGUUCCUAUUGGUGGAUGCCUCUGCAAUCCAGGAUACGAGGAGAAGGGCGGUGCAUGUAAACCCUGUUCUGCCGGUUUCUAUAAGUCCAAGUCUUCAGAUGCAGGGUGCGCCAAGUGCCCUCCACAUAGCCACUCACUCAGGGACGGGGCGACUGCCUGCGACUGCCACUCUGGGUUCUACCGUGUCGACGCUGACCCUCCCUCCAUGGCCUGCACCCAGCCACCGUCCGCCCCGCAGCAGCUCAUCUCUGUGGUGAAUGAGACCUCGGUGGUCUUGGAGUGGGCCCCCCCUCGCCGGCUGGGAGGAAGGAGCGACACCAGCUACACCGUGGAGUGCCUCAUAUGUCAAACCGGGGGCCAGAGCCAGACUGGCGGCAGAGCGCUCACGAGGAGCCGCAACGUCUCCCAACCCGAGGCUCAGCAGAGCGGCCUGGGGAUGCAGUCGGACCAGGGCAUCGUGGGACCUGAAGCCCAGCUGGGCAGGGGCGUCUUCCAGAGCAGGCCCGGGGACUACCCCCGGCUCAGCUCCAGCAGCUCCAGCUCCGCCUCCAGCUCUCAGCUCUGCCUGCCCUGCGGCUCGGACGUGCUCUUCUCUCCCGGCCAGGCCGCCCUGAGGGCCACCAGGGUGGUCGUGAGCGAGCUCAGGGCCCACACCCACUACACCUUCAUCGUCCACGCGCGCAACGGGGUCUCCCAGGCCAGCGGCGCAGGGGCAGCGCAGAGUGUGUCCGUCAGCGUCACCACCAACCAAGCCGCUCCCUCUCCGGUGUCAUCCAUCCAAGCCACCGAUUUCACCAGGCACAGUUUGUCGUUGUCGUGGCAACAGCCGGACAGACCCAACGGGGUCAUCCUGGAAUACGAGGUCAAGUUCUAUGAAAAGGAUCAGAGGGAGAGGUCCUACCGCAUAAUGAGGACCUUCUCUCGGAGCGUGGACGUCACCGGCCUCAGCCCCCUCACCGUGUACGUGUUUCAUGUGCGCGCUCGCACGGCCGCCGGGUAUGGAGAGUUCAGCUCGCCGUUCGAAUUCUCCACCAAUUCAGAUCCCUUCCCUCUGAUUGGAGAAGGAGUGAACUCUGCCUUCCUGCUGCUGUCUGUCAGCGGGGUUGGAAUUUUACUGCUGAUAUCUGCAGCUGUCUUCAUUAUUACUCGCAGGAGGAGCAAGUACGGCAAGACGAAGCAGGACUCGGAGGAGGAGAAACAUCUUAACCCAGGCGUCAAAAUCUACGUGGACCCGUUCACCUAUGAGGACCCAGAUCAGGCGAUCCACGAGUUUGCCAAAGAGAUUGAUGUUAGCAGCAUUCACAUCGAGAAGGUUAUUGGCAUGGGAGAGUUUGGGGAAGUGUGCAGUGGUCGGCUGCGUGUGCAGGGGAAGAGGGAGAUCUACGUGGCCAUCAAGAGUUUGAAGGCGGGCUACUCUGACAAACAGAGGAGGGACUUCCUGUCUGAGGCCUCCAUCAUGGGACAGUUCGACCACCCCAACAUCAUCAGGCUGGAGGGUGUCGUCACGAGAUGCAAGCCGCUGAUGAUCAUCACAGAGUACAUGGAAAAUGGAUCCCUGGAUGCAUUCCUUCGGAAACACGACGGCCAGUUCACAGUGAUCCAGCUGGUCGGCAUGCUGCGUGGCAUCGCCUCCGGCAUGAAGUACCUGUCAGACAUGAGCUACGUUCACAGAGACCUGGCAGCUCGGAACAUCCUGGUCAACAGCAACCUGGUGUGCAAGGUGUCCGACUUUGGCCUGAGCCGAGUUCUGGAGGACGACCCAGAGGCCGCCUACACUACAAGGGAGGCCACUGGGACUUAUCUUUCCCCCGGAGGGAAGAUUCCCAUCAGAUGGACUGCUCCAGAAGCUAUCGCCUACAGGAAGUUCUCCACGGCCAGUGAUGUGUGGAGCUACGGCAUUGUCAUGUGGGAGGUGGUUUCAUACGGAGAGAGGCCCUACUGGGACAUGAACAACCAGGACGUAAUUAAAGCGAUAGAGGAGGGCUACCGGCUGCCUGCGCCGAUGGACUGCCCCGUGGUGCUGCACCAGCUCAUGUUGGACUGCUGGGAGAAAGAGCGAGCAGACAGGCCCACAUUCAGCCAGAUACUCAACAUGUUGGACAAACUCAUCCGCAACCCCGGCACUCUGCGCCGGACAGGAGGGGACAGGUACAUAAUGUACAUACCCACAGGCGCCAUGUUGGAGUCAGGGGUGGCUUCAGAGGUGUGCGUGUCGGUCCUGCCAGAGGUGUGCGUGCCAGAGUGGUCGGUGUGUGAGUGGCUGCAGUCCAUCGGGUUGGAGAGGUACAGGGACACCCUGGCAGCAGCGGGUUACACCAGCCUCGACAGUCUCCUGGCUCUCACACACCAGGAGAUGGACAGACUUGGAAUAAUCACGCCCUCGCACCAGGACAUACUAAUUGCCAGUGUGCAGCAGGAAAUGCUGUCUCAGAUGCAACACAUGCAACACUCGAUGGUUCCGGUCUGAGCUGGCGGGCGGAUACAAACCUGUUUUUGAGAAUUUCAUUUACCUCAUCUGUGCACUUUAGAGGGACUUUUCACCAGUGGAACUACAAGGAAUGGAGUAAUAUAAAUAAAUACAAUGUGAGAAGGAGAAGAAGAAAAAGAAGAAGAAGGACGAAGACGAGAGAAAAGCAGCACUUUUGUGAACUUCCAUCGUGUGGAGUUUUCUAUAAACCAUGAUCUGGACGAGGCCUCAGAUAGCAUGAAGCUACGGAGAGCUUAGAGCGGCGCCCCAUCCGCUUAUCCACUUCCAUUCCGCCUUGUUUUCUUAUCUGUUUUGUGAAGGCUGACAUGUGCAUAAGCAGAAUGGCUUCCAACUAUUUUUUUCUUCUUCUUCUGCUGCUUUUGUGCUCGACUUGAAUAAAAUGUGUUUAGUGUUUGCUCGUGUGUGUGUGUGUGCGCGCGCGUGCGUGCGUGCAGCGUGAAUGUGUCCAACUCCCUUGUUGAGAUGUCAGCUGUCUUUGAAUCUUAAUAUGCAAAGUUAAAGAGAGAGUGGGAGGAGCCUGACAGAAUGUACCAUUACAAGCUCUUACUAGUUUCAUACUGGAGGGUCGUGCUAACAAACUGAUUGAUUUACUUGUGUUUUCAUUUCUCCUUUUUUUAAUUUUUUUUUUAUUUUAAACUGAGCGAACUAUGUUUCUGUUGAAUUAGACAUUUAGACUAGAAUGUCGUCCAUUGGUAUCUGUGUAUAUGUUUUUUGUUUAAUGCUAUGAAUUAGCAUUUUUGUUUAUUUAUGGUCCUUUUUUUAAAAUCUAGUUUGUACAUUGUAAAAUAGAAACACUGAGGAGAUAUUGUAAUGAGUGCCAUAUUGCAUUGCAAUAAAUGCCAAACCCAUCCAUGUAAAUAGGUUUUGUUUGAACACAA